Messenger RNA from Acanthoscelides obtectus, 502 nucleotides. Lineage: Eukaryota; Metazoa; Arthropoda; Insecta; Coleoptera; Chrysomelidae. The record is from the annotation of a GenBank genome assembly.
AUGAGGCUUGGCGUAAUCCUGCAAGAAUAUCACUUCCUUCCGAUUGAUCAAAGAAGGCUGUUUCUGGAUGAGUGCUGCUUGUACUUGUUGAGACUGCUCAAAAUACAAGUUAGCAGUUAUGGUUUGACCCCUUUCCAAAAACUGGACAAUUCCAGUUGCUGUCUACCAAACACACAAGAAAACCUUGUUUGGGUGCAAAGAAGCCUUGGGCGUGUGUGGUACCGAAUCAGUAGGCGACAACCAGUGAUACGAACGCUUAGAAUUCGAAUACAAGAUCCAUUUCUGGUCGCAGGUUAAUAACCGGUUAAGAACAGGUUCGUUAGCGUUGCGUGAAAUGUUUGCUGAAGAAAUGGUAAGACGACUUACUGAUGAAGAUGCAAACGAAUAGUUUCAGGACUCACUCUGAACAUUUCUCCAAGUUCUUGGCACGUUGACCUGGAAUUUGCAUCCACAACCUGUUAAAGAUCCUCGUUGUUAAUGAUUUUUGGUCUCCCUCAGCGCG